This is a messenger RNA of Cooperia oncophora, 207 nucleotides long. NCBI's taxonomy places the organism in Eukaryota, Metazoa, Nematoda, Chromadorea, Rhabditida, Trichostrongylidae. The record is from the annotation of a GenBank genome assembly.
AUGAAGGAACACAAAAUGUAUCGCGAUGAUUGGAAAUACGUUGCGAUGAUUAUUGACCGAUUGCUGUUGUACGUCUUCUUCGGCAUUACUGUUGGCGGCACGUGCGGAAUUCUUUUCAGUGCACCGUAUGUGUUCCAAGGUGUCAAUCAACGUGCAGUAUUGGAUCGGCUUAUCGACUUGUACAAGAGCGGUGGUAAUCGUGAUUAG